CAGAUGACUUCAAAUGUCAUCUGACGUACAAAAGCAUCUGAACGAUUUUCUUUCCCAACAUCUUCUUCAAUCUUAGUUUAGCAAUGAAUCAAGCAUCUGAGUAAAAAUCGAUUUGACACACAAAAACAUGAAUGUAGGUGUCUGAAAAAAUUAUUCGAGUCAAUUCAUGAGACAAUCAUCUAAAUCAGAUACUGCCAGCAAGUGUAGAGAAUAUCACCGGAUCUUUCGAAACGUGUUCGUCAUCAUCGUCUGCGUGAUUCCAAGCAAUAAACCAUGAAUGUUCUUAUCUGAAAUAAGGCGACUCAUUCAUUCAAAAGGGAACGUUUCUCGGUAAUUUGCUCUUGCGGAAACUUGAGUCUUGCAGUUCUCCAGGAACGGAGAAAUUCAACACAGAAGAGGAAGGUUGCCAAAGACCAAUUCCAUCCCUAGAUUGAUACAUUACACCGAAUAUCAGCAGAUAUUUCAAAACGUGUUAAAAAUAAAUUCAUGCGAACAGGUCCGAAGAAUGAGACUCUUCAUAUGCAUCUGAAAUAAAAGGCGAGUUAGUUCAUUUAUAUUUGUUAUUCUGAGUUACAAACGCCGAUCAUCUGAAUCAACGUCUAGCGAAUAUCAACGGAUGAAGAUGGAAUAUUAUACCCUUCUUAAUCAGACGAAAUUUCUACUUUACGAUUAUCCUGGAAAGAAUAUAUUUUACUUUAGUUUUUGCCUUCCGAUGAUUCUCAUCCUCUUCAUUGGUAACGUAAUCGUCAUAGCAACGGUUUUUACUUACAACAGUUUGAAGAAACCAACUUACUUGAUCCUCACAAGUCUCGCUGUAACCGAUCUCCUCACAAGCGUGAUCGCGGUACCCAUGGAGAUAUACCGUCGGACAAAUGUGAACGAUAUCACUUGCUCGGCGCGAUGGGAGGUCUAUUUAUUGGGAAUGACGUACAUCUGUGGGUUUGACUCGAUGCUUCACAUGGUAAUGGUUACGUUUGAUCGCUAUGUCGCCGUAGUAAAGCCGCUCCGAUACAACGCAUUGGUGACAAAGGAACGCAUAGCAAUCGCAGUGAUGAUUGGAUGGAUAAUAUCCGUCUUCUCGGUUAUCGGUCAGGUUGUAAUCUAUCAUAUCAAGAAAACGGUCCCAUCGGCUAUCUGUGUUGGAAUCCGAUACGAUCCGGAUAUUUACUCGAUUUUGUUGGAUCUUAGCAUAUUCGUAAUGACUACAACAUCGGGCAUGACCAUGGUCAUCUUAAACGCAAUCAUCUUGAGGACUGCGAUCAGACAGCUUCGACGGAUCGCCGACGUUGAACGCGCUUUAGACAACGCAACCGGUGGCUCGGAAAGCCGGGAGGAAGCGGCUAGAAAGAUGAAAGCGUGUAAGGUAAUUAGCUGCGUUGUGUCCGCGUUCAUUAUCUGCCAUACACCAAUCGGGAUCAUGCAUCUUUGCUUCGCCGUUUCAGACAGCGUUUUACUGAACGGAAUUAUGAAUGAAAUCUCGUUUGUUUUGUAUCUGAUCAGUUCGGCGGUCAACCCACUCAUUUAUUGCCUCGUCGAUCGCGUCUUCAGGCAAUGCGCAUGGCGCAUGCUCAGUUCACGUGCUGCCAGAUUGUACCAAAGAGACAACGGUCAGACAUCGGAUGGCGUUGUUAGCCUUGCCUAACAGCGUCCCGAAUCACCAUAGAUGGCCUAACUCAACUCUUGUUUCUGUUCACAGUCUUUCAGGAGUUUUAUUUUUAAGUCGACAAUUAACUUGUUUUAAAAGUUGGACCUAUAUUCAUAUGACGCUGCAUGUCGAAUAUGGUGAUCCUAGGCUACCUCUCCCCAGUCGUUUCUGGUCGUAUGUUAUUUUUUGCCACAGAUUGCUACAACCUCCAUAUCUGUGGCACAAGUACCGACGGAAAGAUAUUGAAUAUCCCGUCUGUUAUCAAAACUAGGCCUCCGGGACCAGGUCCGACAGUAGACUGUCUGUAGACAGAGACCUGGGGGCAGCGGUUCGGUAAUAGACCAAGGCCUACGGGUACCGGUCCAGUCGUAGACCUUGCUGGUCUAUACAGUCAAUUAAAAUGGGAGAUUAUUUGUUUGUAUAUACAAUCUUGUAUCCUUAAUUCACACCGAUCAUUCACUAUGCCUGAUAAGCAAAAUGAUUGCCAGAACCGUUAUUCAGUUAUUAUUUUUCACCUUUAGGGUAUUACUUAAUGCUUACGUCAACGACUACUCAUAAAACAGUGUAAUUAUUUCACCAAUAUACAUUUUGUGAUAGAUAUUUAUAAACUCGCCUUGCCUUAUACAGUCUACUCAUCUUAUUUCAACUAUCCUUAUCAAACCGAGUAAGGACUGCUGUUCACUUGGAAAGACAGUUCGGGUGAAGUACUCCAAAAGCGACAAUGCUAACUGCAGCUACAUUACAAGGAAUUCUGUUGUUUCUCAAAAAGUCUGGUUUCAGACAUUUGUAGGCCCUAUGCUAUCUCCGGUGAAAUCUCAAUAUCUGACUUUCAUGUAGGUCUACCUGAAAAGCUUUAAAUAGUGGAACCAAAAGCUUCAGUCCCUGUGCCAUCGGCUGUUCCACUAAACUACUUUGGCUACACUUGCUGGGGAUGGUAGGCAAAUUACAGAUUAAAAAAUCCAAAAUAAUUCUUUAGAUAGCUGCCUUGCAGACGAAGGGGGCAGUGACGGUAUCACACGGCACGUCGUUCCAAGGCUUCACCGCGUCAUCUGCGGGGCUCCGUCGCCAGAAAGACACGCAGUUUUCGUUUCCCCCAAAAUCGUCGGGCUGCGUUGGUUCCCACGAGGCGUAAUCAUCCGGUGUCCCGUCAGUCCAAACGAAGGGUUCCGAAGCCCCAUUCGUCGGUUGAUGGUAUCCAGUCCAUAACAAUUCACCAAUAUAUUCCUCCUGUUAAUUCAACAACCGAAGUGAUAGCAAUUAAAUAGAUG
Molecule: messenger RNA, 2913 nt
Organism: Lytechinus pictus (painted urchin)
Lineage: Eukaryota; Metazoa; Echinodermata; Echinoidea; Temnopleuroida; Toxopneustidae
Product: alpha-1A adrenergic receptor-like
Exons: 1
Coding region: 617-1642 (341 amino acids)
Biological process (GO): G protein-coupled receptor signaling pathway
Cellular component (GO): membrane
Molecular function (GO): trace-amine receptor activity
Source: RefSeq, a predicted model, not a curated record